GGAGAUCUGUCAAGUUUGGCACUUCAGGACUUUGUUUCGCCGAUAUUUUUCUGCUCGAAAAGACGUGGAGGAAAGUGCUAAUUUUUCGCAAACUGAUGUUUUUGUGAGCGAAAGAAGAAGCAGUGAGAGAGGGACUUUUUUUCUUCCUGAACUUAAUCAUAAAGUCGAGUUUCCAUGAUGAGCAAACCCGCCGGCUCAACAAGUGGCUGUCUGGAUAUUCUGAACGUCAAAUCAAGUCGUAUUCUCGACAUCCCCUGCAAAGUGUGCGGAGACCGCAGCUCAGGGAAACACUACGGUGUUUACGCUUGUGACGGCUGCUCGGGAUUCUUCAAGAGGAGCAUCCGCAGGAACAGAACCUAUGUCUGCAAAUCUGGCUCUCAGGGUGGCUGUCCCGUGGACAAAACUCACAGAAACCAGUGCAGAGCGUGCCGUUUGAAGAAGUGUCUGGAAGUGAACAUGAAUAAAGACGCCGUCCAACACGAAAGGGGCCCCCGGACGUCCACCAUUCGCAAACAGGUCGCCCUAUAUUUCCGGGGCCACAAAGAGGUGAACGGAUCGUCGACCCAUUUCCCGGGAUCCUCUUUGCCCGGCCCUCCCUUCUUCACCACGGUCACGCAACUAGAGCCUCACAACCUGGAGAUGAGCGGAGUGGCCACCACGCCGGAGAGACAGGCCAUCGUGGGUCUGGCACAGCCCACGCCGAAGUAUCCACAUGAAGUCAGCGGCACCCCGAUGUACCUCUACGAGGUGGCCACAGAGUCUGUGUGCGAGUCUGCGGCGCGCCUUCUUUUCAUGAGCAUCAAGUGGGCCAAGAGUGUUCCCGCAUUCUCCACCUUGCCUUUAUCCGACCAGCUGAUUCUACUGGAGGACGCGUGGAGAGAGUUAUUUGUUCUGGGCAUUGCGCAGUGGGCCAUUCCUGUGGACUCUACCACUCUUCUCGCUGUUUCUGGAAUGAACACUGAAAACACGGAGUCUCAGCGGAUGAAUAAGAUCAUGUCGGAGAUUCAAGCACUUCAAGAGGUGGUCACCAGGUUCAGACAGAUGCGCCUUGAUGCCACAGAGUUCGCUUGUUUGAAAUGCAUUGUGACAUUUAAAGCAGUUCCCACACACGGCAGCACUGAGAUAAGAAGUUUCAGAAACGCCAGCGCCAUUGCUGCACUACAAGACGAGGCACAGCUCACUCUCAACAGCUACAUACACACCAGGUAUCCCACUCAGCCUUGCCGCUUCGGGAAGCUGCUCCUGCUCCUACCGGCGCUCCGCUCAGUCGGCCCGUCCACCAUAGAGGAGGUGUUUUUCAAGAAGACCAUCGGGAACGUGCCAAUCACAAGGCUCCUCUCCGACAUGUACAAGUCCAGCGAUAUAUGAGAUCGCACCCAGAUGUGUGGAAAAGACUUGAUCAAAGGGCCCACAGAGCCAAGAAGAAGUCCACAGACUGUCAAUCAUAGCAGGUGUUUUAAGACAGCCGAUUUAGACCUAUAAGCUCCGAUGAAACAAAGACUGCCUCAUCGCCAGAUUUCACUGAGUAGCCUGUUAACAGUCAGUAGUGUUGAGGAUUAGCGUGUAACUUUCAUUAUAGAAUGACUGAAGCUGAAAAACUGCCAUCUUUGCUGUGGGCACAGACAGCCUGCAGUGUUUAAAUAUCGCCUGAAGACUCUAGAGAGCACGUUUCAGGUAUGUCUCGAAAAAGAAAUGUUAUAUAUUCAGAAGUUUCCGAGCCUCUGACACCAAUGAGCUUGACGACCAAUCCAGUCUCUUACAGCUGUGUUCAAUCCCAGUGGAGAAAACCAAAUAAAGAUGACGCAUGCGUAAUGGGGACGUGAAUCGCUGUCCUCUCGAUCCGGUGCUGAAACCAAACGCACAUGGCAUCGAGGAAAAAGACGAAAAGACUUAAAAUGAUGCUGCAAAUAACUCCUGACUGUAAAACUACGUUCAUCUGAAGACAGUGUGUGUAUUUAAGUGGUCACUGUCCUGUUUGUGUUGGUGUGUCUUGUUUGAGGCGCAGCAUUGGAAACGUGUAGGUCAACUUUGUGAAGUUAGACACUAACACUGGAUAUAAAUUGAUAUUCAGCACUUGGAAAUGUUCUUUUGUGGCUUGUAAUGUUUUUAUUCUGUUGUAAAUAUUUGGAGUUAUAACUAUUUAGAGUUGUAACCAAGAGAAUAAAAGACACUGAAUGAAACUGUUUUCAUAUCAUGUGGAUAUAAAUUAACUAGCUACUGUUUGGAAA
This is a messenger RNA of Notolabrus celidotus (New Zealand spotty), 2228 nucleotides long. It is a transcript of the gene nr2e1, whose product is annotated as nuclear receptor subfamily 2, group E, member 1. The transcript has 9 exons. Lineage: Eukaryota; Metazoa; Chordata; Actinopteri; Labriformes; Labridae. Gene Ontology annotation, biological process: negative regulation of transcription by RNA polymerase II; anatomical structure development; cell differentiation. Gene Ontology annotation, molecular function: RNA polymerase II cis-regulatory region sequence-specific DNA binding; nuclear receptor activity; zinc ion binding. The record is from RefSeq and is a predicted model, not a curated record. The coding region runs from base 175 to 1368 and encodes 397 amino acids.